GCAGCAUGUUCUGGGGUUUCAUCAGCCCUGCUUCCCCUCAUCCUGAUCAGAUGCAUUGGGCUGCUGAGUACAGCAUGUUAUAGCAGCAUGUUCUGGGGUUUCAUCAGCCCUCUCUUGCUUCCCCUCAUCCUAGCCUAAUAAUAUGUAUAAGGACAUGAGAAAAGUGUGGGAAUGAGAAAAGGCCAUUGGUCCCUUAUUAACACACCCUUUGCCUAAUGGGGGGUCUCAUUUAAAAGCGCAGAAUCCAGUCUUGUUUUAAAUGUUCCCAGUGUUUUAGAUUCUACUACAUCACCUGGUGGGCUAUUUCAUGCAUUUAUAACUCUGUGUAACAAAGUGCUUCUUACCUUUUGUUCUAACCCCCCUUUUACUCAGCUUCCAUGUAUGCCCUCUUGCUGUUCUCACUGUGAUAGAUUUGAAGUCGUGUCUUGGGUUCACUUUGUCCAGACAAUUUGAAAAACUUCAAUCAAGUCCCCCCUUCUCCUCCUUCUUUUCUAUACAAGUGCCAUCAUUUUGACCUGUGGUUGCCGUGUCUGUAUGGCUCCUAGCUCAAAGCACAACACUGUGUGAAGUGUAUAUGGAAGCAGUGUUCCCCUCCAGAGUGCCUGGCUUGCAGCUUGUUCUCGAGAGCAGUUUAAAAGGGACAGGCAGGUGCAGUCAGUAAACAGACAGCAGGACAUUGAAGAAUUCUUCCAAGUGGUAAUAAAUGCUAUUGAUGACAAGGAAGUCAGAAAGGUGUAUGAAAUGGGGAUCAUCAACUCUCUCAGAUGUACCGGGUGCUAACAGGAGAUGAUUAAAGAAACAGCUAAUCUGGACAUUUCCCUGACCCUGAAAGCCAGUACUAAUGAGUACUUCAAGCACCUGGAGGAGGCUCUGAGGCACUUUGUGAAAAACGAGACUAUGCAAGGGGGUGACAAGCCCUUCUGUGGGAGCUGCGAGACCAAACAAGUCAUGAUCAGGAAAACCUCCUUCUCAACACUACCUCCAGUUCUGGUGAUUCACCUGAACAGGUUCACCCACGACUCCUGGAAAAAUGAGAACGUGAAGCUGGAACAACCCCUCCUCAUUCCAGAGACGCUGACAUUUAAAAAGGAAUCAGACGUUUAUGUUCCAGUGUGCAGCAGUUCAGAGGACUGUAUGCACUAUGAACUCUUCUCUAUCUCUGUGCAUGCUGGGAAUCUGGACAGUGGGCACUAUUAUGCUUUCAUCAAACACCACGAGGACAGGCAGUGGUACAUCUGUGAUGACACAUCCGUCCGCAAGACACACUGGAAUUAUAUUCAAAAGAAGCUGAGGAUGAAUGAUUUGAGACGACAUGACGCUCACUCAGUGACAGGCAGGCGCCGGAGCUACAGCAGGGACCAUAGCCGGAGCCAAUACUGGUGCCACAGGCCAGUGAGGACAAGUGGCUGCAGCACUGCAAUCCUAUUGAUGUAUGAGGUGAUGCAAUGAGAGUGAAAGGGAUACUGAAACUACACGGUGACAGGAGUCUGCUUGUUUAAUAUACAGGCUCAUUCACUGGAAUAUAUGAACACGUCUGUGUAUAAUCUCCCUAUUGAUGUAUGAGGUGAUGCAAUGAGAGUGAAAGGGAUACUGAAACUACACUGUGACAGGAGUCUGCUUGUUUAAUAUACGGGCUCAUUCACUGGAAUAUAUGAACACGUCUGUGUAUAAUCUCCCUAUUGAUGUAUGAGGUGAUGCAAUGAGAGUGAAAGGGAUACUGAAACUACACUGUGACAGGAGUCUGCUUGUUUAAUAUACGGGCUCAUUCACUGGAAUAUUUGCAGAAAAACACAAAGACAAUCCACAACAAAACAAUAAAACUUAGGCAAACUACUGAAGGGGGAGAGAGGGUACAGCAGUGUUGGCCUGUCCAAUAAAUCCUGUGUUGCGCUGUUUCUCUUUGAGGGAACGCACUCGACAGUACGGACCAAAUCUAGCUCCAGGUGGCAAGUCUGUAUUCCAUUAUAAGACUUCAAUAAAUACAUUUGAUGAAUCAUUCCUCCACAUCUCUCAUGCUGUAAUAAACCAUUCACAUGCGUUUCUCAGCUUUGUGUAAACACAGUGACCCCUGCUGUGCUGAAAUGAUUACACCACUUCUACCACACCCUUCCCUUCCCUUCCACAGCGAGGCCCCCACACAGAGAGAGCGUGCGUGACAGGGCCAAAAUGUGGGGAUGUGACCUAGCCAAAUAAAAUCAGUAUCAUUUGAAAUCUUGCCUCUAAAAUGUUUUUUAAUCAUCAAUACUAGUUGUU
Polyodon spathula (Mississippi paddlefish) is the source of this 2253-nucleotide messenger RNA. Its product is annotated as ubiquitin carboxyl-terminal hydrolase 27-like. Bases 787 to 1449 code for a protein of 220 amino acids. Gene Ontology annotation, biological process: protein deubiquitination. The transcript is spliced from 9 exons. Lineage: Eukaryota; Metazoa; Chordata; Actinopteri; Acipenseriformes; Polyodontidae. The record is from RefSeq and is a predicted model, not a curated record. Gene Ontology annotation, cellular component: nucleus; cytosol. Gene Ontology annotation, molecular function: cysteine-type deubiquitinase activity; cysteine-type endopeptidase activity.